CGAAAGCUCUCACCUUAGUACAAAACCAAAGCAAUUUUUCUAUCUCUCUCUCUGUAUAGCAAAAGUAAAUUAUGGGGAGUAUAUAAAAUACUACUAACAAAAAGGAAGUGUAUAUAAAAUACAAACCAAAAACUUUCGGUCAGUUCCGGUCCCCUUUUCUUCAUAUAUAUCAGGAUUCUGCAGAAAACUCCAUUGCCUGUUUCUCCUUUCUGCUUUUUUCUCUCUACAAAAACCCACCGCGUUUCUGUCCUUUUUGCUAGAUUCAGGACGCGUACUACCACUUCUGCAUUUCCAUUCUAUAUAGUAAUAAUAUAUUCACUAUCUUUCUCACACCCUCCACCAAAGAGCAUUUUCACAUUUUAUAUUUACAUUAAUUUGUUUUUCAAAAUAAUUUUGUGUUUGCUUGUUGUUGAGUUUUGGGGUCAAAUGAGAGGGUUACCGGGGCAUGAACGCCGGUGGACAUCCGAUACGUUAUCUUUCGACAAGGAUUUUAGUGGUGAGUCAUCGCCGGGAGCUGGUUCCGGCGAUAAUUCCGGUUUUGCUUCCGAGGAGUUUGUUGAAGUCACGCUUGAUCUUCAGGAUGAUGAUACGAUUAUUCUACGGAGCGUUGAACCGGCUACUGUGAUUAACAUUGACGCUCCUGAUCUUCCCGCCGGAGUCGGUAUUUCCGGAGUUUCAAUUGAAACUCCGACGUCAGCAUCGGUGUCGGAAUCUCGAUCGCCGACGAUCCGCCGGAGUUCAUCGAGUAAACUUCGCCAGUUUUCACAGGAGUUGAAAGCUGAGGCGGUCGCGAAAGCGAGGCAGUUUUCGCAAGAGCUGAAAGCGGAGUUGAGGAGAUUCUCAUGGAGCCACGGACAUGCGCCUCGUGCGUUUUCGCCGUCGUCGUUUUUUCAAAACGCCGUCGUUGGAACAGGUAACGUCGUGGACUCGGCUUUAGCAGCACGUGCAUUACGUCGGCAACGCGCUCAGCUUGAUCGGACUCGUUCUAGUGCUCAUAGAGCUCUUCGCGGACUCAAAUUCAUCAGCAAUAACAAAACCAAUGGAUGGAAUGAAGUUGAAAACAAUUUCUCAAAGCUUGUUAAAGACGGUUAUCUUUACCGUUCUGAUUUCGCACAAUGCAUAGGUAUGAAGGAUUCAAAGGAAUUUGCAUUGGAAUUAUUUGAUGCUUUGAGUAGAAGAAGAAGAUUGAAGGUUGAUAAGAUUAGCAAGGAAGAGUUGUACGAGUACUGGUCGCAAAUCACCGAUCAGAGUUUUGAUUCUCGGCUUCAGAUCUUCUUCGACAUGGUGGACAAGAAUGAAGAUGGUCGAAUUGCUGAAGAGGAAGUAAAAGAGAUCAUCAUGCUAAGUGCAUCUGCAAACAAGUUAUCAAGAUUAAAAGAACAAGCAGAGGAGUAUGCAGCUUUAAUCAUGGAAGAAUUAGAUCCUGAAGGACUCGGCUACAUUGAGCUAUGGCAGCUGGAAACACUUCUCCUCCAAAAGGACACAUACCUCAACUACAGUCAAGCACUAAGUUACACGAGCCAAGCCUUGAGCCAAAACCUGCACGGAUUAAGGAAGAGAAGCCCAAUAAAAAGAAUGAGCUCAAAACUUGUCUAUUCAUUGCAAGAAAACUGGAAGAGAAUUUGGGUUCUCACUUUAUGGAUUUUGAUAAUGAUUGGGCUUUUUCUUUGGAAGUUCUAUCAGUACAAAAACAAGAGUGCAUUCCAAGUCAUGGGUUACUGCCUUGUCACGGCUAAGGGCGCUGCUGAGACUCUCAAGUUCAACAUGGCUCUUAUAUUAUUGCCUGUAUGCAGAAACACCAUCACAUGGCUCAGGUCCACCAAGUUGAGCCAUUUUGUACCCUUCGAUGACAACAUCAACUUUCACAAGACUGUCGCUGCAGCCAUUGUUAUUGGUAUCAUACUCCAUGCUGGUAACCACCUUGUAUGUGAUUUCCCAAGGCUUAUACAUGCAAAUAACAAAGAUUAUCGGGAUUAUUUGUCGAAUGAUUUUGGGCAAAGUAAGCCUGGAUACAUAGACCUUGUUAAAGGAGUUGAGGGUGUGACGGGAAUAAUAAUGGUAAUCCUCAUGGUCAUUGCUUUCACUCUUGCAACCCGAUGGUUUAGGCGGAGCCUCAUUAAGUUGCCCAAACCUUUUGAUAGACUCACUGGCUUCAACGCGUUCUGGUAUUCGCACCACCUUCUUGUCAUUGUCUACAUCUUACUGAUCAUCCAUGGCACAUUCCUCUUCCUUGUGCAUAAAUGGUACUCCAAGACGACAUGGAUGUAUCUAGCAGUUCCUGUGCUUCUCUACGCUGGGGAAAGAACUCUCAGAUUCUUCCGGUCAGGCUUGUACACUGUCCGGCUUCUAAAAGUAGCAAUAUAUCCUGGAAAUGUCCUCACUCUACAAAUGUCUAAGCCUCCCCAAUUUCGAUACAAGAGUGGACAAUAUAUGUUCGUCCAGUGUCCAGCGGUUUCUCCAUUUGAGUGGCAUCCAUUUUCCAUUACUUCAGCUCCCGGGGAUGACUACUUGAGCAUUCACAUCCGGCAACUUGGUGACUGGACUCAAGAACUCAAGCGGGUCUUUUCUGAGGCUUGCGAGCGGCCAGAGGCUGGGAAGAGUGGCCUGCUCAGAGCUGACGAAAACACCAAGAAAAGUUUGCCAAAGCUAUUAAUAGAUGGACCUUAUGGAGCUCCAGCACAAGAUUACAAAAAAUAUGAUGUCUUGCUGCUUGUUGGUCUUGGCAUUGGAGCAACGCCCUUUAUUAGUAUCCUGAAAGACUUGCUCGUCAACAUCGUGAAAAUGGAGGAGCAAGCAGAUUUAACCUCAGAUUUCAGUGGGAACUCAGACAUGAGCGUUGCAACAAGUGAACAACCAGCUCUCAACAAGAUUUCUCCAAAAAGGAGAAAGAGUACUCUAAGAACCACAAAUGCAUAUUUUUAUUGGGUGACCCGGGAGCAAGGAUCAUUUGAUUGGUUCAAAGGUGUUAUGAAUGAAGUGGCUGAACUUGAUCAAAGGGGGGUCAUCGAGAUGCACAACUACUUGACGAGUGUUUAUGAGGAAGGGGAUGCUCGUUCAGCUCUCAUUACCAUGGUCCAGGCGCUUAACCAUGCUAAGAAUGGGGUUGAUAUUGUAUCAGGCACCAGGGUGAGGACACAUUUUGCUAGGCCAAACUGGAAGAAGGUAUUUUCCAAGACCUUAACCAAGCAUGCAAAUGCAAGAAUAGGGGUUUUCUACUGUGGUGCACCCAUAUUAGCAAAAGAACUCGGCAAACUUUGCAAAGAGUAUAAUCAAAAGGGCGCAACAAAGUUCGAGUUUCACAAAGAACAUUUUUAGAAGGUCCCAGAGAAAAGUUUUUUGCAUCAACUGCAAACACAUUGGUAAACCAGUAUUUACUUCAUCCAUCUUCAAUACCAGAUUGGAUGAUUCUGAUGAAGACCUAACAUUAGUAAGCAAUAAGUCAAGAGACAAAUUGUACAUAAUAGGAGGAAGAGUAUUUCAAGAGAAAAAUACAUACUAAUAUGAUAUGUAUAUAGGUUUUAUUCGGUCAUCUGUUUACACACGCCAAAUCAGAACUCCAAAAGGGAGUCUCUGCUUGGUCAGAUGGCAUAGAAUGUGAUGAAAAUACUAUGGGAGAAAAAAGGAGGACAAUUGAAUGGUCAACAAAUGGAAGAAUGACAUUAUUGGGAAACAGCUAAUAAGAAGUUGACUUGCUUGAUAAAGAAACACUGUGAAAAUGGCAAGCAGGAAAGAUCAGACACGCAUGGCUUCGGAUGGGAAAAAUACAAUUUUGAAAGAAGAAGAUAAUAUUAGUAGGACUAGUGGGGGGACUGAUAACUUUUGUUAGUGGAACUUAUAUUUUUUAGGUGGGCUAGGGGAAUCCUUCCAUAUAAUGUCCAUCUACUUUUUCUUCUUCUUUUGCUUUUGUGUAUUUUUUUGGGGGGGGGGGGGGGGUUAUUUUAAUAUACUAUUAUUCGAUAAGAGGAUAGAAAAUACGUGUAUAUACAAUUCUUGUUAGUUUUGUGUCGUAGCUUUUCAAUUUGGACAAAGGUACUAUCAACGGAAAAUCUCAUCAAUCUUGUUGGGCGCUUUUCCUUUUUCGUCU
Nicotiana attenuata is the source of this 4084-nucleotide messenger RNA. Its product is annotated as respiratory burst oxidase homolog protein A. NCBI's taxonomy places the organism in Eukaryota, Viridiplantae, Streptophyta, Magnoliopsida, Solanales, Solanaceae. Bases 427 to 3315 code for a protein of 962 amino acids. Gene Ontology annotation, molecular function: calcium ion binding; peroxidase activity; NAD(P)H oxidase H2O2-forming activity. Gene Ontology annotation, cellular component: plasma membrane. The transcript has 14 exons. The record is from RefSeq and is a predicted model, not a curated record.